AUGCACCACCUCUUGUCACCACGGACGGCGCGGCACGCCCGCCUGUUCCGCCUCGCCAACCGCCUUGCUGCAGCCCCCGGCGUACCGCAGACCGACGGCGAGCGCCUGCUUUGGGUGAACUCGCACGUGAAGCGUAAUAAGGACAUGGAGCUCUCCCGCCUGGAGGAGGAGCUGCGUGAGCGGCAGAUGCCCCUCGAGGUGGGCGAGAACGCCUUUGCGGCGAGCGGGCAGGCAACGCACGGCAACCUCUUCCAAUUCCGAGAUUACCCGAUGUAUCCCGGUGAGUACGUGCCCGCCGAGCACAAUACACUCUCCUCGCUGCGCGACGAGCUGCGCCUCGAACUCACUGCGCAGUCGUUGAAGGAGGCGUGGAUGCGUGUGAGCGGUGGCGUCUACUUCCAGUCGGUGGAGGACUACUACGCAUCCGUUGAUGGCCUCGACGCGGAGCAGCUCGGGGAGGUCCUCGCCGCGCUCUUUCCCGACCUCAGCGCCUAUGAGGCGCAGGCGCUCGUGCAGUGUACGCUGGAGUCGAUCAGCAAGCCGAUGAACACCGCGUCGCGGCAACUGAGCCGCACCAUUACGGCGGAUGCGGUCGGCCUUGACAACGCCCCCGGCCACUACACAAACUUCCUUGAGUGGAUGGGGCGCCUCACCGAGACGCGUGCCUUCAAGACGGAGCACGCCCUCUUCGAGUUCAGCCGCCGCAAGUUCAACAGGGACGACGUGCGUGUCAUGUUCGAGAAUUACGGCCUGAUGAGCAGGGCGACACUCGCCGCCGACAGCUCGGACAGCUACACACACUUCUACACGGUGCUGAAGGACUUUGCGCGCAAGGUGGCCGGUGAGGACUCGCGCCACCAGAUCGGUGUGCGCAUCGACGAGGCGGAGGUGGACACAGAGACCGGCAUCGCUGUGGGCCGCGGCUGCGCGGAUGGAGAGAAGUACCAAUUCACCGCACUUUUGCGCGAGAACCGCGACCACAACGGCGCCAUUACGGUGAUGGGCAAACCGCUCUCCCUCGUGCUCGACAACAAAGCGUGGCUGAUGGAGAUGGUGCUCAUGCCGUUCGAUGAGGCGAAGCUGGAUUAUAGGGACUUUGACGUGCACAUUGUGUCGGAGGGGCAUGCGAUGCCUUCUAUUGCCAAUGAGAUCGCGGCCUUUGCGCUGCGCAUGGCCGUCGCUAACGCUCUGGUGAAGUUGCUGCCGCUCACUCGCAUUCCGCUGAAGAAGUCUGGCCUGCUCUCUGUCGACCGGCGCCGCGAGAGGGGCCAAUUCCCAGGCUACGUUGACGGGAAGAAGACAAAGCGGAAGUUCGCCAAGCGUUAG
Messenger RNA from Trypanosoma grayi, 1326 nucleotides. RefSeq lists its product as hypothetical. Bases 1 to 1326 code for a protein of 441 amino acids. Gene Ontology annotation, molecular function: structural constituent of ribosome. Lineage: Eukaryota; Euglenozoa; Kinetoplastea; Trypanosomatida; Trypanosomatidae. The record is from RefSeq and is a predicted model, not a curated record. Gene Ontology annotation, biological process: translation. The transcript has a single exon. Gene Ontology annotation, cellular component: ribosome.